GAGUGUAAACAUCAUGGCGCGUUCGUAGAUUACUUUUUUAACGAGCAUGAUCAGUUUAGAUUUUAGAUCUAAUUAUUUUUACUAAAAAGCUUCCAGGAUUUAUCUAUUUUACAAUUUAUUUUUUUAAAUAUUUAGAGUCUAAAUCUAAGAUGGACAUUGAUAUAUCUAAUUAUUUUCUUCAAAAUACACCCUUUCAUUCGACAUUACCAAGUUUCCACAACUUAGAAGAUCAUCAUGAUCAUACGAUCACUAGAUCUAGAUCUAGUACCGGAUCAUCCCGCGUCAAGUAUACUUGGGCAGGUCCUAUAAACACACAACUCUAUAGUGAUUCUUUGAAUGAACUGUGCCAAGUGACAAAAGAGAAUCUUGAAUGGCUUGAGAGGGUUAAAAGUGCACCAACCAGCUACCACUCUUCACGAGAAGAAUCAAAUAUGUCACCCAGUGAUUCUAGGCAGGACUUGAGUGUGAUGUUUGCACCAAGAGAAACUUUGAGCACCCCUAGCAGAUCCACAUUUGAUGAUGAUGUAUCCUCAACUCAAUCAGGUCCAGUCAACUUCUGCUAUCUGUGUCAUACAUUAGAGGAACAUCAGAAACAUCUGAAGCUGACCUUUAACCCCAAAGAAAAGAAAGCAAGGAAGAUCCCGUACAUGGCCCCAGCUCCCAGAGUGAGAACCCCUGUGGAACCAGAACCUCAGCCAAUCUUUCAUAGGACCUACAGAGUUGUUGUGUGGACAGGCGAUGUGGCAGGGGCAACAACUGAUGCUAAUAUAUUUGUCACCAUUAAAGGAGCUAAAAACAUCCUCCACAAAACCAGGCUAUUUAGAGGAAGCUCAAAAAGAAAAUUUCCAUUUGUCCAAGGCUCAUGUGAAAGUUUCUUCAUCAAAGGACCAAAUCUUGGUAACUUGGAAAUUUUGACCAUUGAGAACGACGGGGUCCAGAAAGACCAGAGCUGGUUCUGUGAGAAGGUGGAGGUGACCUGCAUGAAGACCUUGAAGAAGUGGCUCUUCACUUGCCACAACUGGCUCUCUCUCUUCAUUGGUGACUACCUGACCAAGCGGGAUUUGAUGGCCAGCUACAUAGAAAGAAAGCCAAAAGACUACAAGCUCACCAUAAAAACUGGGAGCAAGCAUUUCUCUGGAACUGACUCCAAUGUGUUUGUCACGCUGUACGGCACCGACCAGGUUUCUCCCAAGCUUCAACUUCUCAACCCUAAAAAAAAAUAUUUUCAGAGGAAAAGUGUCGAUGAGUUUCCUGUCCAUUUCCCUAGCAUAGGGGAAAUCAAAGCUUUACGAAUAGAGCAUGAUGGGAAAGGUCUCGCUCCGGGAUGGUUUUUAAAAAAGGUCACACUUGUGGACAUAGAGCAGCCUGAUUGUGUGUAUGAGUUCCUGUGCAAUGAUUGGUUGUCUAAAGAUGAAGGAAAUGGCUUGCUGUGGAGAAAAAUCUUUGCUCACAAAAAACCUUUAGUCAAAGUUUCUACAGAAAAACCCAUCAGAUAUGAGGUGACAGUUAAAACUGGAGACGUGAAAUAUGCAGGGACUGAUGCCAAUGUCUACAUUAAAAUUCAGGGCCAAAAGGGAAAAACAAAAAAACUCUUUAUGGACGAUGCUAGGAACAACUUUGAAAGGGGGACAACUGAGACAUUUCAACUAACUGCCCCCAACACAGGACCCAUCAAGUCCAUUUGUAUUGGCCACGACAACUCAGGGCCUGGCGCUGGCUGGUUUUGUGAAGAUGUGACAGUUAGAAAAUACCUGACUAAAGGGGAGAUCACAACAUUUUUGAAGAAUUUGAAAAAAAGCCACAACCCAAAACAUUUGCAUAAAAAACGUCUGUCAGAGAAAAUCAAGGAAGGUUCACUGGACGCAGAUGAUGAUGAAGAGGAAAGUGAUGAGGAUGAUGAAGAUACUGAUGGUGUUGUAUACAAAGAUGUGUUUGAUGUUGAUGGAAAAGUUGUGAAGCUGCCAGUGUAUGAAGAAUAUUACUUUGUGUGUAAAAAGUGGCUGGCCAAAGAUGAAAAAGACGGCCAGUUGGAGCGGCGGCUCACACUCAGCAGGAAAAAUAUUUUCCUUAAAGACAAAAAAGACAAACGAAGCCAGUAGUUUUCCUACACAAACAUUUCUUCAAAAAUAUUUUCUUGGAGGACAAAAAGAUAAACUAAGCCCUUAAAUUUUGAUAGACGCAAAAACUCUUCACAUUUUUCUUAACACUAAUUAGUUCCUAUAAAUAUUACUUCUAAACUUAAGCAAUAAUGUAUUUAUAAUUAGCUUUGAAUAUUCUUUAAUGGCAUGCAAAUAGUCAAUCAUUUCAUGGCUUUUACAAUUAUUUCAUAUCUUUUCCAUUAAUUUGUAAUGUAAUUAGAUCAGGAUAGGUCAGUGGCACAAACUCAUUUAAUGGCAGCAAAAUGUUCUCAAAGAUGUGUCAGAUUUUGUGUUUUGUUCCACUUAGAAUCUAGUUGAUGGAAUUUUUUACUUUGUCUUUAGGUCACUCUUGGAUUUGAACUUGUGUUUUUAUUGAUUAAAAACCAGUCUUGUGGCAAUAAUCUACUGCCAAUAUAAUCUUCUGCCAAUAUAAUCUUCUGAAAUUAAUAGUAGGACAACAGUUAUAUGCUAACUAUCUUGUGACAACUAUCUUGUGACAACUAUCUUGUGACAACAUAGUCAGUCAGUCAACUCUCACUUUUUUAGUAUCUUUAAAUUUGCUCACUGCCACCCCUAUCUUUGUAGAUGUUGAUGUCUUUCUGCACAGUGACUACUGGAAACUUUCUGUCUACACACUAUAUUAUGUGUUGGUCUACACACUAUU
Physella acuta is the source of this 2802-nucleotide messenger RNA. Its product is annotated as lipoxygenase homology domain-containing protein 1. Gene Ontology annotation, molecular function: protein binding. Lineage: Eukaryota; Metazoa; Mollusca; Gastropoda; Physidae. The record is from RefSeq and is a predicted model, not a curated record.